AAAAAAUCUCCUCCCACGCUCUUGUUCGAAUAUUUUCCCCUUUCCUUCUUCUUCCUUCUUUCUUUCCUUCUUUUCCUAGUUUCCUUAUUUCAAAUUCCCAAUUAUGAAUCAUAACAGGACCAAUUUUUCCUAACCCUAACCCUCUUUCUCCAUCUCACAAUCGCCCCACCUUCACUUCCUCUUCCAACUCGAUCCGCUCGCCUACCUCUGCUGUGCACCUCACCGACUUCUGUUCUCUGCGCGAGAUCUCGAUUCGGAGGCCUACAGAGAAGUCCUAUGGCGGUUCCCAAGCUUGCCUGCCAAGAAACGAGCUGGCCGCUUUAAUUUUAGCCUUUUCUGUUUCGAAUCUGGGAAAUAAAUUUUGUGGAUAGGAAUCAAACAGUUCUUGAAAGCUAUUAGAGUUCAAGUAGAUAGUAAAGAAGGAAGAUGAGUCAGUUCGUGAUCCAGCAGAGUGCUUUCUCGAGGAGGGAGCGGACCACCGCCGCAGCUCCAAUCUCCGAGCGACGGGAGGCGGCGGUUGUUUGUCCUAAGCCACGGCGUCUCGGUCUGUUCGCCGACACUGCCAACGACCACCCGCUUCGAUCUCUCAGAUGGCAGCUCGGCCACCAAGCGGAGUUCUGCGAUUCAAAAGCAGGAAACGAUCUGCUCGACAUCAUCCUUGCUAAGGGUGAUGGUAACGUUGGCAGGGAGCAAUCAUAUCCACAACGAGUAGCGGCGUCACCUCCUUUUUUCUGUGGGUCGCCGCCGAGCAGAGUAGCUAACCCAGUAAUUCAGGAUGCUCGAUUUGGAGGGGAGGAAGAGGAGGAGCUGCUGUUUUCGACCCCUUUCUCACCGCCUGUUCCCCCUCCGUCCAGCAUCAUGUCCUUGUCGUCUCCAAGGAAAGGCGGUGGAUGCAUCGUCCGGUCAAAUUUUCGGAACAAACCGGCGGUGAGGGUGGAAGGUUUCGAUUGCCUCGACAGGGACAGCAGGAACUGCAGCAUCCCUACCAUGGCAUAGACAGAGGUCCUUCAUAACCCACUUCCCUCUCCUCCACAAACUGAAAAACUUUUGGUACAUAUAGGGCUAAAAAGGUUUAAUCAAUAGAACAGGAAACAAGUCAAGUGAAACACAUUUGGUAGUGGCAACGAAGAGCUCAGCAGCAAGCAGCAAGCAGGCCUUUUGGUUUGUUCAUAGUUUCUCUCAGCAGGGUAAGAUCAGACGAAUCCUUUUUUUAGUUUAUGAUAGUGUUGGUGUAUAUAUCUGUGCGAGAAGGAAGGGUUUGUAUGUAAAUGCCCAUGAGAAAGUGUCAUUGUAAGUAAGUAGAAGUCAUUUUCAUUGUAGAAUAAUGAGAUGGACAUUGGAGGGGGCAUUUUCCCAUAAUCCUUCACAAGUGGUUCAUCUUUUGUUACUUUGGGUUGCUGCGUGAGUCUUCUGAGGCGGUGAAGAAGUUCGAUAUGUACAUAUAGGACAUGGUAAUCAAUCUGGAGUGUUUUAUACUAUAAUGAAUGUAAAAUGGGAUCCGUUUUUUUGGGGUCAUGAAUGUAGAUAAUACAGCUUUUUUGGUUCAGUUUUAACUUAGGGGUCGUUUGCUUGUGGGAUUUGGGUGAUGGAUUUGGAACCCAAAUGCCAAGCAUCAUGG
Messenger RNA from Linum tenue, 1618 nucleotides. Lineage: Eukaryota; Viridiplantae; Streptophyta; Magnoliopsida; Malpighiales; Linaceae. The record is from the annotation of a GenBank genome assembly.